CGGGAUGCCUGGGGAUUCCGGCCGGCUUUCCGUCACUUGGAACUGGCCAAGGUGCGCAGUUAAAGGAGCGCUCACGAACGGAGGCGCAGACCAAGCUGCGUACAACGCGCGCCCACCUCCUGGGGAAGGAACCGCGAGGCCGGGACCGCGGCGGCAGCGCGCUGGGACCGUCGCGGGGAUGGAGCGCAGGGGGGUGGCGGCGGCGGCGGCGUGCACGCUGCUGCUGGCGCUCGCAGCCUGCUUGGCGCCGGCGAGAGGCGAAGAAUGUGUCAGUGGGAGUUUUCGCUGCGGAGAUGGGCGUUGUAUCUAUGCAUCCUGGAGGUGUGAUGGGAUCAGCGACUGUUCGGAUAACUCCGAUGAAAUGAACUGCCCUCCCCAUUCCUGCCUGUCUGACGAGUUCCGGUGUACCUCUGGGAUGUGCAUACCUCAGUCCUGGGUGUGUGACGGCGAGGACGACUGUAGCGAUGCCUCCGAUGAACGGCAGCAGUGUCAUCCGGUAACAUGCUCAAGCCAUCAGAUGACAUGUGCCAGUGGCGAGUGUGUCCCAAUCGAAUACCGGUGUGACCACGUCAAAGACUGCACUGAUGGAACCGACGAGAAGGACUGCCAAUACCCAACAUGUGAGCAGUUUACUUGUGCCAAUGGAGCCUGCUAUAACAUGACUCAGAGGUGUGACGGGAAUCUUGAUUGCAGGGACUCAUCUGAUGAAGCUAACUGCACUCAGCUAUGUGGGCACGACGAGUUUCACUGUGCCAGUGGAGAGUGUAUCCCUAAAACCUUUGCCUGCGACCACAACUCUGACUGUAGAGACGGCAGUGAUGAAUAUUUUUGCACGUAUCAGACCUGUAGAGGCAACCAAUUCACUUGCCCAAGUGGCCAAUGUAUUAGUCAAAAUUGGGUUUGUGAUGGAGAAGACGACUGUAAAGACAAUGCAGAUGAAAAUGGAUGUGACAGCAGUCAUCAUCGUAAAUGUUACCCAAGAGAAUGGGCUUGUCCAGGUUCUGAAAAAUGCAUCUCAAUUGAAAAAGUUUGCGAUGGGCAGGUGGAUUGUCCUGGAGGAGAAGAUGAAACCAAUACAACUGCUGGGCACCAAUGUGAUGUGUCUAUGUGUCCCACCUUGAGCUGUCAGUUCCAAUGCCACAGCUCACCAUUCGGAGGGGCAUGUUAUUGUCCUCCAGGAUAUAUCAUCAAUGGAAAUGACAGCCGUACCUGUCUUGAUUUUAAUGAUUGCCAGAUAUGGGGGGUUUGUGACCAGAUUUGUGAAGACCGUGUUGGCCAUCACCAGUGCCGCUGUGUAGAAGGAUAUAUCUUGGAGCAUCAGCGGUAUUGCAGAGCUCAUUCUUCCUCUGGCGAGGCCACUGUCAUCUUCUCCAAUGGUCAGGAUUUACUAGUUGGUAAUAUUCAAGGAAAUAGCUUCCAGGUCCUGGUACAUCCUGAAGGUCGUGGAAAGGCUGUGGGUGUGGAUUUUCACUACGACCUCCGAAAGGUCUUUUGGACAGACGUCAUGAGAGGAAAGGUUUUUUCAGUUCAUAUUAAUGGUUUGAAUCUCCAAGAAGUCCUCAAUGUUUCCGUUGAUGCUGCAGAGAAUCUGGCUGUGGACUGGGUUAAUGAUAAACUUUAUGUCGUGGAGACUACGGUCGGCCGCAUAGAUUUAGUAAAUUUGGACGGAAGUCACCGAGUUUCCCUCAUCACUGAAAAUUUGAGGCAGCCUAGAGGAAUCGCCUUAGACCCAACUGUUGGAUAUUUAUUUUUCUCAGAUUGGCAGAGUCUUUCUGGGAACCCUAAGGUGGAAAGGGCUUUCAUGGAUGGCUCCAACCGUAAAGAUUUGGUAAAAACAAAGCUGGGAUGGCCUGCUGGGAUAACUGUGGAUAUAGUAUCAAAACGGGUUUAUUGGGUUGAUGCCCGCUUUGAUUACAUUGACACUGUGACUUAUGAUGGACUUCAAAGGAAGACAGUUGUUCAAGGAGGCUCUGCCAUUGCUCAUCCCUUUGGAAUAAGCCUGUUUGAAGGGCAUGUGUUCUUUACCGACUGGACAAAGAUGGCUGUGUUGAAGGCAAACAAGUUCAGGGACACCAGUCCCCAAGUGUACCACCAGUCUACCCUGCAACCUUAUGGAGUGACUGUUUACCAUGCCCUCAGGCAGCCUCGUGUUAGAAAUCCAUGUGAAAAUAACAAUGGAGGUUGUGAACAGGUGUGUGUCCUCAGCCAUAUAACAGAUAAUAAUGGUUUGGGUUACCGCUGCAGGUGUAAAAUUGGCUUUGAACUGGCUGGGGAUAAUCACCGCUGUGUUGCUGUUAAGAACUUCCUGUUGUUUUCAUCUAAAAUGUCUGUUCGUGGGAUCCCAUUCAGCACUUACCGUAAUGAAGACGUCAUGAUUCCUGUGACGGAAAGUCCUUCUUUAUUUGUUGGGAUUGAUUUUUGUGCCGAGAUGAACUCUGUCUUUUUUUCGGAUAGACUAGGAGACGUUAUUGCUAAACAAAAGACUGAUGGCACAGGAAGAGAAAUUCUCGUACCUAACAGGGUGGACGGUGUUGACAGUCUGUCUUUUGACUGGAUUUCAAAGAACCUCUAUUGGACAGAUUCAAUUUAUGGUGCUAUCAGUGUCCUGAGGCUAGCUGAUAAAUCGAGACGCACAAUAAUCCGCCAUUUGGAUAGUCCACAAUCAAUUGUAGUUCAUCCUAUCAUGGGGUAUAUAUUCUAUACUGAUUUAUUACGUCCUUCUAAAAUUGUGAGAGCGUGGAGUGAUGGAUCUCACUCUUUGCCUAUAGUAAACACUACUCUUGGAUUGCCCACUGGGUUGGCCAUAGAUUGGGGUGCUUCAAGAUUGUACUGGGUGGAUGCAUUAUUUGCUAAAAUCGAGCACAGCAACUUCGAUGGUUUAGACAGAAAAAGCCUGGGCCCUAUAGAGGAGGUGACAUAUCCAUAUGGAAUUACCAUCGUUCAGGACUAUGCGUAUUUUACUGACUGGAGACUGAAGGCUAUUGUUCGAGUUAGGAAAACUGAUGGUGGGGCAAGGACCAUUAUCCGAAGAGACAUUGAUGAAAUCAUGCUUGUGAAAGCAUAUGAUGCUAAUAUCCAGACCGGUUCUAACGCCUGCAAUCGACCCAGCAAUCCUAAUGGCGACUGCAGCCACUUUUGCUUCCCGGUGCCAAAUUUCCAGCGGGUGUGUGAAUGCCCCCUGGGAAUGAAGCUGUCAUCCAAUCACCUGACAUGUGUGAAUGACUCAUCCAGUCAACCACCAGUAGAACAGUGUGGCAACUUUUCCUUCACCUGCAAAAAUGGCAGAUGCAUCCCCAGUGAAUACCGCUGUGAUGGAGUUGAUAACUGUCAGGAUAACAGUGAUGAGCAGGAAUGUGGUUUAUUUAAUAAUACCUGUUCACCUAUGGCAUUCACCUGUGGCCAUGGACAUUGUAUCCCCUUACAAUGGCGCUGUGACAGGUUUACUGACUGUGUGGAUGGCAGUGAUGAGCAGAACUGCCCCAACCAAGGAGCUGCUUCUUGCCCUCCGAACCUCUACACCUGUGAUAAUAACCAUUGUAUCCCAAAACUCUGGGUCUGUGACACGGAUAAUGAUUGUGGGGAUGGAUCUGAUGAAAAGAACUGUGCCUCUGAAGAUGCUUGCCAAUUUAAUCAAUUUAAAUGUCCUGGCCAUCGAUGUAUUGCCCUGUCUUAUGUCUGUGAUGGGGACCGUGACUGUGCUGAUGGAGCUGAUGAGGUUGGUUGUGUUUACAACUGCACAGCUUCUCAAUUCAAGUGUGCCAGUGGGGAUCAAUGUAUUAGCAACAUAAACCAUUGUGAUGGUGUUUAUGACUGCCGCGACCACUCUGAUGAGAUCGGCUGUCCAACCAGGCCUCCUGGUAUGUGCCACCCAGAUGAAUUUCAAUGCCAAGCAGAUGGCUCCUGCAUCCCAAAAACCUGGGAGUGUGAUGGACAUCCAGACUGCAUCCAAGGAUCCGAUGAGCAUCCUGGCUGCCCCCCCAGUACCUGCCCUGAAUCUCGCUUCCGCUGUGACAAUGGAAUCUGCAUCUCAAAAAUGUGGCUCUGUGAUGGGGACAAUGACUGCGGGGAUAUGAGUGAUGAGAGGGACUGCCCUACUCAGCCCUUUCAGUGCUCCAGUGGGCAAUGGCAGUGUCCCGACCACAACAUCUGUGUGAACCUGACUGCAGUGUGUGAUGGUGUUGCGGACUGUCCCAAUGGGGCAGAUGAGUCCCCACUUUGCAACCAGCAGAGUUGCAUACAUGAUAAUGGUGGUUGUACUCAUGACUGUCUUCAAGGGCCUUUUGGGGCUGAAUGCAAGUGUCCAUUGGGUUUUCUACUUGCCAGUGAUUUGAAGACAUGUGAAGACAUCAAUGAAUGUGAUACUCCAGGCUUUUGUAGCCAGCACUGUUACAAUGAGAUAGGUUCUUUCCGAUGCUUUUGUGAUGAAGGCUACGCAUUAGAAGGUGACAGGCGGACUUGCAAAGUUGCAGGGUCUGACAGUCUGUUGUUACUUGUGACAAAUAAGAACCAAAUUGUUGCUGAUAAUAUCACUUUCCACACUCAAAAUAUCUAUCCACUGGUCGAGAAUGGUUCUCACAUUGUAGCUAUUGAUUUUGAUUCAAUCAGUGGUCGUAUCUUUUGGUCUGAUAGAAUUGAGGAUAAAAUCUGGAGUGCAUUUCAAAAUGGAACAGAUAGAAAAACAGUGCUUGACAUUGGUGUCACCAUGACCGAAAGUAUUGCAAUAGACUGGGUAGGUCGCAAUCUUUAUUGGACAGACUAUAUUCUGGAAACAAUCGAGGUCUCUAAAAUCGAUGGGAGUCACAGGACUGCGCUGAUUAGUGAAAAUGUAACAAACCCAAGGGGACUAGCAUUAGACCCUAGAAUUAAUGAACAUCUGAUGUUCUGGACUGACUGGGGCAGUCACCCUCGUAUUGAGCGAGCCAGCAUGGAUGGCACCAUGCGAACUGUCAUCGUCCAGGACAAACUCCACUGGCCCAACGGCAUAACUAUUGACUAUCCUAACAAACUGCUCUACUUUGUGGAUGCCUAUUUUGAUUACAUAGACUUUUGUGAUUAUAAUGGAUUACGUCGAAGGCAGGUGAUAGCCAGUGAUUUGAUUCUGCGGACUCCCCAUGCCCUAACUCUCUUUGAAGAUUCUGUAUACUGGACUGACCGUUAUACUCGUCAAGUUAUUCAAGCCAACAAGUGGCAUGGGGGGAACCAGUCGGUCUUGAUUUAUAAUAUUCAUGAUCCCCUUGGGAUUGCUGUGAUUCAUCCUGUGAAACAACCAAGUAGCAGAAAUUCAUGUGCCUAUGCCCCUUGCAGCCAUCUCUGCCUGCUUUCCUCACAGGGGCCAAGGUUUUACUCCUGUGCUUGUCCUUCGGGAUGGAGCCUCUCUCAUGAUUCUGUGAAUUGCUUGAAAGAUGAACAACCUUUCUUAAUAACUGUAAGACAGCAUGUAAUUUUUGGAAUCUCCCUUAAUCCUGUGGAAAAGAGCAAUGAUGCCAUGGUUCCCAUAGCUGGGCUACAGAACGGUGAUGAUGUUGACUUUGAUGACACAGAACAUUUCAUCUAUUGGAUUGAGAAUCCAGGUGAAAUUCACAGAGUGAAGACAGAUGGCACCAACAGGGAAGUGUUUGCUCCUACAACUAUUUUGGGGUCUCCUAUGAGCUUGGCCUUAGAUUGGAUAUCAAGAAACCUUUAUUACACCAAUCCUGGAAGCCAUUCAAUUGAGGUUCUGACACUCAAGGGAGAUUUAAAAUACAGAAAAACACUGAUUACCAAUGAUGGGACAACUCUUGGAACUGGUCUCCCCAUUGGCAUAACUAUUGACCCUGCUCGUGGGAAACUGUACUGGUCGGAUCAAGGGACAGGCAGUGGGGUUCCCGCCAAGAUUGCAAGUGCUAACAUGGAUGGCACAGCUCUCAAAACACUCUUCACUGGAAACCUUGAACACCUGGAGUUUAUCACCUUGGACAUCGAGGAGCAGAAACUCUACUGGGCAGUGACCAGCACAGGAGUUAUUGAGAGAGGAAACGUGGAUGGCACAAAUCGAAUGAUCCUGGUACACCACCUUUCCCAUCCGUGGGGAAUUGCAGUCUAUGAUUCCUUCCUUUAUUAUGCUGACUAUGACUAUGAGACCAUUGAACGAGUUGACAAGAACACUGGGAAUAACAAAAUAGUCUUGAGAGAUAAUGUCCCAAAUCUCAGAUGCCUUCGAAUUUAUCACAGGCGUAACUCUGCAGAUUCCACAAAUGGCUGUAGCAACAACGUGAAUGCCUGUCAGCAGAUUUGCCUGCCUGUGCCAGGAGGGUUGUUCUCUUGCGCCUGUGCCAGUGGAUUUAUACUCAAUCCUGAUAAUCGGACCUGCUCUCCACAUAGCUCUUUCAUUGUUGUUUCAAUGCUCACUGCAAUUAAAGGCUUUAGCUUGGAUUUGUCAGAUCACGGAGAAGCCAUGGUGCCAGUGGCAGGCCAAGGUCGAAAUGCGCUGCAUGUGGAUGUUGAUGUGCAUUCUGGUUUUAUUUAUUGGUGUGAUUUCAGCAACUCUGUUGUAUUUCUGAAUGCAAUCCGUAGAAUCAAACCAGAUGGGUCUUCUUUUACAAAUAUCGUUACAACUGGGAUAGGAGAAAAUGGAGUCCGGGGUAUUGCAGUGGAUUGGAUAGCAGGAAAUCUUUAUUUCACCAACGCUUUUCGGUCUGAAACCCUGGUAGAAGUUCUGAGGAUUAAUACCACCCACCGCCGUGUUCUCCUUAAAACCACAGUGGAUAUGCCCAGACAUAUUAUAGUAGAUCCCAAGAACCGAUACAUCUUCUGGGCUGACUAUGGACAGAACCCAAAGAUUGAACGUGCCUUACUUGACUGUACUAAUCGGACUGUGCUCGUAUCAACAGGCAUUGUCACACCACGGGGUUUGGCUAUGGACCGUAGCACUGGCUUCAUUUAUUGGGUUGAUGAUUCUUUAGAUAUAAUUGCAAGGGUCCAUCUUAAUGGGGGUCCAUCUGAAAUGAUUCGUUAUGGCAGUCAAUACCCAACUCCUUUUGGCAUCACUGUUUUUGGAAAUUCUAUUAUAUGGGUAGACAGAAAUUUGAAAAAAAUCUUCCAAGCUAGCAAACAACCAGGUAACACAGAGCUGCCAAGAGUGUUAAGGGACAAUAUCAAUUUGCUACGAGAUGUGACCAUGUUUGACCCCCAGGUCCAGCCUCGAUCACCAGCAGAGGUCAACAACAACCCUUGCUUGGAAAAUAAUGGUGGGUGCUCCCAUUUCUGCUUUGCUAUGCCUGGAUUGCAGGCCCCCAAAUGUGGCUGUGCCUUUGGGACCCUGCAAGGUGAUGGGAAGAGCUGUGCCAUUUCAACAGAAAAUUUCCUUAUCUAUGCCUUGGAGAAUUCCUUAAGAAGCCUACACUUGGACCCCGAAAACCACAGCCCACCAUUCAGUGCAAUACAGGUAGAAAGCACUAUUGCAGACCUGGAAUAUGACAGUAUAAAUAAUAGAAUCUACUUUACACAAAAUGGACAUGGACAUGGCCAGAUUUCCUAUAUCAACCUGUUUUCAGGGAUCCAUUCUGCAACAGUCAUUGCUUCAGAUAUAGGGAUUGCUGAUGGCAUUGCCUUCGAUUGGAUCAAUAACAGAAUUUAUUACAGUGAUUUCCUCAACCAAACAAUUAACUCCAUGGCCGUGGAUGGGUCUCAGCAUACUGUGAUAGCCCGUGUUCCAAGACCAAGAAAUAUUGCAUUAGAUGUUUGCCAAGGGUACAUGUACUGGACUGACUGGGGCAACACUCCUAAGAUUGAGAGAGCCACGCUGGGGGGGAACUUCCGGGCACAAAUUGUCAACAGCAGCCUGGUCUGGCCCAAUGGGCUCACUCUGGACUUUGAGGAGAAACUUCUCUACUGGGCAGAUGCCAGUCUGAGGAAGAUCGAGCGCUGCACUCUAACGGGCAUGGACCGUGAAGUUGUUGUCAGCACAAUGUUACAUCCUUUUGCCUUGACUGUCUAUGGGCAGUAUAUUUACUGGACUGACUUGUUCACAAAAGGAAUUUACCGAGCUAACAAAUACGAUGGGUCGGGUCAGAUGGUGAUGACCAUGAAUUUGCCCAGGCAGCCUACGGCUAUUCAUAUUCGUGAUAAGGGCCAGCAACAGCAGUGUAGCAAUCCUUGCAGCCAGUUUAAUGGGGGCUGCAGUCACAUCUGUGCACCAGGUCCUAAUGGGGCCGAGUGCCAGUGCCCUUCUGAGGGCCAUUGGUAUUUGGCCAACAACAACAAGCACUGCAUUGUGGACAGUGGCAGCCGGUGUAAUGGGUCCCAAUUCACCUGCUUCAAUGGGCACUGCAUCUCUGAGCAGUGGAUAUGCGACAACCAUGAUGACUGUGGCGAUGGCAGUGAGGAGCUGGAAAUUGUCUGUGCGUUUCACACCUGCUCGCCAACAGACUUCACCUGUGACAACGGGCGAUGUGUCCAAUACCAUUUUCGCUGUGAUCACUACAACGACUGCGGUGACAAUAGUGAUGAGAUAGGAUGCCAGUUCAGGAACUGUAACUCCACCACGGAAUUUACUUGCAAUAAUGGAAGGUGCAUAUCUCUUCAGCAUGUCUGCAAUGGUAUAAACGACUGCCAUGAUAAUGGCACUUCAGAUGAGAAAAACUGCCCUGAUUUCACUUGCCAACCUGGAUACGUGAAAUGUCAGAAUACAAAUGUGUGUAUCUUUCAUCGUUACUUGUGUGAUGGAGACAAUGACUGUGGAGAUAUGAGUGAUGAAAACCCCACGUAUUGUGCCUCUCAGACGUGCGCUGUCAGUGAUUUCCGGUGCACAUCUGGGCGCUGCAUUCCUGGUCAUUGGUAUUGUGAUGAAGAAAGAGAUUGUUCUGAUGGCUCUGAUGAACCUGCCUCUUGUGAGUACCACAGUCGAACAUGCCCAAGUCAGCAGUUCACGUGUGAUAACCGGAGGUGCAUCCCAAGUGAUUGGAUCUGUGACGGUGAUAACGACUGUGGGGACAGGAGUGAUGAAGAUGAAAGGCACCAGUGUGAGACUAGAACUUGUUCGAGUUCCGAGUUUUUCUGUGAACACAGCAAAUCUUCCUCCAGAAGGUGCAUUCCCCGAUUCUGGGUCUGUGAUGGUGAGGCAGAUUGUUCUGACGCGGAUGAUGAGAAUCAGAAUUGUACCAGGAGAACUUGCUCUGCAAAUGAAUUCACUUGUCGUAAUGGACUGUGCAUCCGUAACACGUUCAGGUGUGACUGGCGCAACGACUGCGGUGACUACAGCGAUGAGAGGGAGUGCUCGUACCCAACCUGCAGUGAGACUCAGUUUACCUGUCAGAAUGGGCGCUGCAUUCCUAAGGCUUACACUUGUGAUGGCGAUAAUGACUGUGGAGAUGAAUCUGAUGAGCUGGAGCACCUGUGUAGCACCCCAGAACCCACAUGCCCUCCUCAUCAGUUCAGGUGUGACAAUGGACACUGCAUUGAGAUGGAGAAGAUCUGCAACCACAUAGAUGACUGUGGUGAUGACACUGAUGAAAGAGGAUGUGGCAUUAAUGAGUGCAACGACCCUUCAAUCAGUCGCUGUGAUCACAAAUGCACAGACACCCAAACCAGUUUCUAUUGUUCUUGUAAUCCUGGUUAUAAGCUUAUGUCUGACAAGCGGUCUUGUGAUGAUAUCGAUGAGUGCAAGGAGAUGCCCUCUGUCUGUAGCCAGAUGUGUGAGAACACAGAGGGCUCCUACAUUUGCAAGUGUGCCCCAGGCUACAUCCGCGAAUCUGAUGGAAAGAGUUGUCGGCAGAACAGUGACAUCACACCCUUUCUCAUUUUUAGCAACCGAUAUUAUUUGAGAAAUCUAACUUUAGAUGGCCAGUUUUACUCCCUCAUUCUGCAAGGUCUGAGCAACGUUGUGGCAAUGGAUUUUGACCGCGUAGAAAAGAGAUUGUACUGGUUUGAUGUACAGAGGAGAGUCCUUGAGAGAAUGUUUCUGAAUGGGACCAACAGGGAGACAGUCAUGAGGGACAAUCUACCAAAUGCAGAAGGUCUGGCUGUAGACUGGGUUGGCAGAAAGCUCUACUGGUUGGAUGCCCACCUGAAUUGCCUCUCUGUUGCUGACCUCAAUGGUCGAUACCGCCGCAAGCUGGCCGAACACUGCGUGGAUGCCAACAACACCUUCUGCUUUGAGAAUCCCAGAGGAAUUGUCCUUCACCCACAAUAUGGGCAUAUCUACUGGACAGACUGGGCUCACAGAGCCUACAUCGGAAGAAUAGGCAUGGACGGAACCAACAGAUCUGUGAUUAUCUCUACCAAGUUAGAGUGGCCCAAUGGCAUCACCAUUGAUUACACCAAUGAUAGACUCUACUGGGCAGAUGCCCACCUGGGUUACAUCGAGUACUCCGAUUUGGAGGGUCACAAUCGGCAUAUGGUAUAUGAUGAGACACUACCUCAUCCCUUUGCCAUUACCAUUUUUGAAGACACCAUUUAUUGGACAGAUUGGAAUACAAGGACAGUUGAAAAAGGAAACAAAUAUGAUGGCUCAGGCAGGAUGGUGCUGGUGAACACAACACAUAGACCGUUUGACAUCCAUGUCUGUCACCCAUACAGGCAGCCGUUUGUGAACAAUCCCUGUGGUACCAACAAUGGUGGCUGUUCUCAUCUCUGCCUUAUCAAAGCGGGGGGCCAAGGAUUCACCUGUGAGUGUCCAGACAACUUCAAGGCCAUCAGAGUCGGUGAGGGCACGCACUGCCUGCCCAUGUGCGCCAGCACCCAGUUCCUGUGUGCUGACAACGAGAAGUGUAUUCCUAUCUGGUGGAAAUGUGAUGGACAGAGAGACUGCGCUGAUGGCUCUGAUGAACCAUCUCUUUGCCCACUGCGCUACUGUCAGCUCGGACAGUUCCAGUGCACUGACGGCAAUUGCACCUCCUCAUACUCAUUAUGCAAUACUCGCCGAGACUGCCCUGAUGGGUCUGAUGAAGACCAAAUCCUUUGUGAGAACCACCACUGUGCUUCCAAUCAAUGGCAGUGUGCCAACAAACGUUGCAUCCCAGAAUUCUGGCAGUGUGACAGCGAGGAUGACUGUGGGGAUAACUCAGACGAAGAUAGUUCCCACUGUGCCAGCAGGACAUGCACACCAGGCCAGUUUAAGUGUAACAAUGGCCGCUGCAUCCCUCAGAAUUGGAAGUGUGACUUUGAAAAUGACUGUGGAGACCAUUCGGAUGAGCCCAUCCAAGAAUGCAUGGGACCUGCCUAUCGCUGUGAUAACCAUACGGAAUUCAGCUGUAAAACAAACUACCGCUGCAUCCCACAGUGGCGAGUGUGCGACGGUAGGAACGACUGCAUCGACAACAGUGAUGAGCAAGGCUGUGAGACAAUGACGUGCGAUCCUGUGGGCGAUUUCCGUUGUAAUGAUAAUGUCUGUAUCCCCCUUCGCUGGAAAUGUGAUGGGAACCAUGACUGUUCAGAUGGAUCAGAUGAAGAAAACUGCGUCCCCCGGGAGUGCACGGAGAGCGAAUUUCGAUGUCACAAUCAGCACUGUAUUCCCUCUGUGUGGAUCUGUGACCAUGACAAUGACUGUGGGGACAACUCAGAUGAGCUGGACUGUGAGAUGAGGACCUGCCAACCUGGAUAUUUUCAGUGUGGGAGUGGACACUGUGUGCCUGAACAACUGAAAUGUGAUGGAUUACCCGACUGUCUUGAUGCCUCUGAUGAAGCCACUUGUCCUACCCGCUUUCCCAAUGGUGCAUAUUGUCCGCCUACUAAGUUCGAGUGUAAAAACCAUGUUUGUGUUGAGCCAGCUUGGAAGUGUGAUGGUGAUAAUGACUGUGGCGAUGGUUCCGAUGAAGAACUUCAUCUGUGCUUGGAUGUUCCCUGUGACUCACAGUUCCGUUUCCGGUGUGAUAACAACCGCUGCAUUUACAGCCACAGGCUGUGCAACCAUGUGGAUGACUGUGGAGAUGGAAGUGAUGAGAAAGAGGAGCACUGUAGGCCUCCAACCCCUAGACCUUGUACAGAAGAUGAAUUUAAGUGUAACAAUGGACAUUGCAUUGCACAGAACUUAGUAUGUGAUGAUGUUGAUGACUGUGGAGACCGUUUUGAUGAAACAGGUUGCAAUGUAGGAAAAGAAAGAACAUGUGCUGAAAAUCUGUGUGAACAUAAUUGUACCCAAUUAAGUGGAGGAGGAUUUAUCUGCUCUUGUAGACCUGGUUACAGAGCCAGUACUUCGGACAGAAACUCCUGUAUAGACAUUAACGAAUGUGAGGAAUUUGGGGUUUGCCCCCAGAAGUGCAAGAAUUUCAAAGGAAGUUAUGAAUGUCUCUGUGCCGAAGGAUUUGUAUCUAUGGGUGAACCCAAGGGGAAACGGUGUGCAGCUGCAGGUAAUGCUCCUUUGUUACUUCUGCCUGACAACGUUCGAAUCCGAAAAUAUAAUCUCUCAUCUGACAAGUUCUCAGAUUAUCUUGAAGAUGAGGAGCAUAUUCAAGCUAUUGAUUAUGACUGGGAUCCCGAGGGCACAGGCCUCAGUGUGGUAUAUUACAGCGUGCUGGGGCAGGGAACUCGUUUUGGUUCUAUCAAACGGGCCUACAUCCCCAACGUGGAAACUGGUGGCCAUAAUAUGGUGCAGAAAGUUGACCUGAACCUGAAAUACAUACUGCAACCAGAUGGAUUAUCAGUUGACUGGGUUGGAAGGCAUAUUUACUGGUCAGAUGCCAAGAGAAAACGGAUCGAGGUGGCUAAGCUUGAUGGAAGGUACAGAAAGUGGCUAAUUGACUCUCAACUGGAUCAACCAUCUGCGAUUGUUGUGAAUCCAAAACUAGGGUUUAUGUACUGGACUGACUGGGGAAGUGAACCUAAAAUUGAGCGUGCCUGGAUGGAUGGGCAGAAUCGGGAAGUCCUCAUUUCCACAGACCUUGGUUGGCCAACUGGCCUUUCUGUUGACUAUUUGAGCAAGGACCGGCUCUACUGGACCGAUCUCAAGGAGGAUGUUGUUGAAUCCGUAAGGCAUGAUGGGACUGAUAGGAGAAUCAUUUCAAAUGAAGCAGGGUACCCUUACAGUCUGGACAUCUUUGAAAGCCAGUUGUACUGGGUGUCUAAGGGAAAGGGAGAAGUAUGGAAGGAAGAUAAAUUUGGAAAAGAACAGAAAGUAAAAGUGCUGACAGUGAACCCUUGGCUCACUCAAGUUCGAAUCUUUCACCAACACAGAUACAAUCAGUCAGUGCCCAACCGCUGUAAAGAUGUCUGCAGCCACCUCUGCCUACUGAAACCUGCUGGAUAUAGCUGUGCCUGUCCCCAAGGCUCCAGCUUUAAAGAGGGGAGCACCACUGACUGUGAUGCAGCCAUCGAACCUCCUGUCGCCAUGCCCCUCGCAUGCAGGUGUAUGUAUGGAGGAACUUGCUAUUAUGAUGAGAGUGGCAUCCCCAAAUGCAAGUGUUCUGAUGGCUACACGGGAAGCUACUGUGAAGUAGCGUUUUCAAAAGGCAUGUCUGCUGGAACAACGGCCAUGGUGACAUUAUUGACAAUCAUCUUGAUCCUCAUCAUUGGAGCUUUGGUAAUUGGAGGAUUUUUCCGCUAUAGGAGAACUGGCACCCUUUUGCCUUCUCUGCCCAAGCUGCCAAGCCUAAGCAGUCUUGUCAAAUCUUCUGAAAAUGGAAAUGGGGUGACCUUCAGAUCAGGGAUGGAUGUUAACAUGGAUAUUGGAGCAUCUGGUCUUGGGUUUGAAACUGAUAUUGACAAAUCAAUGGCUAUGAACGAACACUUUGCCAUGGAGACAGGGAAGCAGCCUGUAAUAUUUGAAAACCCAAUGUAUGCAACCAGAGAUAGCACCAUCAAAGUGGCUCAGCCAACCCCGGUGACUGUAUCCGGAAAUGUGGAUAAUCAGAAUUAUGAAACUCCCGUAAAUCUUUCAGAGCUAGCUCCAGAGAUGAUGCAGACUUCCUCAGGUGCUGGUGGAACUCAGGCAACCAAAUGGAGUUUCUUCAAACGAAAACCAAAACAAGAUACCAACUUUGAAAAUCCAAUCUAUGGAGAGAAGGAGAAGCAGCAAAUGGACGACGGUGCUGAAUCCCCUCCCCUCUCAGCUCCCCUCCCUGCUGAGAUGCCUCCGAGAAGAGAGCCAACUGCAGGCUACUCUGCAACAGAAGACUCUUUUAAAGACACCGUGAAUCUUGUUAGAGAGGACUUAGAGGUAUAGCUGUGACAACUAAAUAGGGAAUAAUCAGAAACACACUUUUGCACGUAUAUUUUUUACAAAACAGAUGGAAAAAAGUUAACAUUCUGUACCUUAUUGAAAAAAAUAUAUUUUUUCUCCUUUUCACCUGUAGUUGGAAGCGUCUGGAAACUAUGCCUGUGUCUUUUUUUUUUUUAACAUGUGCCAUCUCAUAUAUUUACAAAUAAUUAUCACGAUAUACUAUAUGUAUAUCUUUGCACUGAAACUGUCUGAAGGUAAUGCUAUAAAUAUAUUGUACAUUUGUAAAUUUUGGAAAGAUUAUAAUGUCAAUUGAAUUUGAUAAUAAAAGUAUCUGCCCAAUUUGUCUGAUUCAACGAGGAAAACAACUUGCGCCAUUUCUAAAGGAAACUUGCGUCAUUUCUAAAGGAGAGGCAUUACUCAUAUUUCCUACAGAAUUAUCCAGAAAUGAAGCCAGGCCUCACUCUUGAGUCUGUUUUUAUACAUUGGCACUUAAUUGAUGUUCAAUAUUUACAUGUUAGCCUGAUUAAUGGCUGAAUUAGUGAGGGGCACUGUGUAUUGGAUUAACAUCUGAAUUUGACACCUCAGAUACUGCAGAAGGUAGAAAAUGCAUUUCAGUUUAGCCCUUCUGCAUGUUUGUGUUGUCUAACCAGAACACUCCCUUCAAAAUGCAUUAUCUCACUAGCUUCCCAGACAACAUUUUUAUUUCUAAUGUCAGUGAGAAAAUUUUAUGUCAUUAAGUGCAAAUGACAUGCAGUGAGUUUGUAUUUAAUUGGAUGAACUCUUUUGCGCAACGGACCAGAGAGUAAUUUGCCUGGCAUCUCAGGUGGUCACCUACCCUAGUAACUGGAACUCAGUAGCUGAAAUACUAAAUCCAAUCUGUGUCUUCAUAAAAUAAGGUGCAAAACAAGUACCAGUUAAGCAAAUUCUAAACUGGGUUUUUGUUUCUGUGUAUGAAAAAAAUAUCAUUAUUUUAACUAUUUAUUUCCUAAGCUGAACAUGAUUCAAAAGGGAAAUUGUUCUUCUUGAGCCUUUUUUAGGUCCUUUGACUAAAUCCAUACAUUUUUAUCAGAAGGUACUGUAUAGCCUAGCUGGUAUUAUCUCUACAACAGGAUGGUUUUGUAGAAAAUCUGGGAGCCAUGGCAGGAGUAUACAAUUUAUAUAGUAAGUGCCAUUCCUGGCUAUCUGUGCUAAUAUUGCACAUUUGCAAUAGAUAGAUAGAUGGAUGGAUGGAUGGAUGGAUGGAUGGAUGGACGGAUGGAACCU
This is a messenger RNA of Choloepus didactylus (southern two-toed sloth), 15394 nucleotides long. It is a transcript of the gene LRP2, whose product is annotated as LDL receptor related protein 2. The record is from RefSeq and is a predicted model, not a curated record. Bases 5 to 14134 code for a protein of 4709 amino acids. The transcript has 79 exons. Lineage: Eukaryota; Metazoa; Chordata; Mammalia; Pilosa; Megalonychidae. Gene Ontology annotation, molecular function: protein binding; calcium ion binding.